Messenger RNA from Notodromas monacha, 1459 nucleotides. NCBI's taxonomy places the organism in Eukaryota, Metazoa, Arthropoda, Ostracoda, Podocopida, Cyprididae. The record is from the annotation of a GenBank genome assembly.
GUUUUUUUUUUCCAGGAAAACGCGAGAUAAUCGAGUGCUGACUGUGUAGUUUAAGUUGAAGGAAAGAAAGCGUGAAAAAUGUCGGAACCGGUGAAGAUCCCCGAAGAAAAUAAUGAUAGUUUCACGCCGGAUGCUUCGCCUGGCGUCGCAAAUUUAUCGUUUCCGAGUCCGAUCAUCACGAAGCGGAUGCGAUCCAAUUCGAUGUCUGAGCGUUUGUUGAUGAAUCCUGAACAUAAAGGCAUGGUCAAGUACUUCAGCAGGUCUCACGGGCAUGGUUUUAUCAAACCGAAUGACGGUGGAACCGAUAUUUUCCUGCAUAUCUCCGAUAUUGAUGGCGAAUAUGUUCCGAAAUCUGGGGACGAAGUAGCGUAUAGGUUGUGUCCGAUUCCUCCCAAGAUGGAGAAAACACAAGCGGUGCACGUGAGAAUUGUCAACUUCUGCCCGAGUCGCCAUCAAAGGUGGACUUCACCUUGCGAACAAGAUGAAGACGAGGCGAUUCCUCCGACGUCUUCUAUGCCUGCCAUGGCCGACUAGGCAAGAUUACGACUGACUCGGAAACAAAUGAACACCAACAAAAAAUUGCGUGGAAGUGAAAAGAAUUUUGAGCCAGAAAAGCGUUCAGGAAUGACACGCUCUCAAAUGAAAGAGAGCCAACAAGAGCGCCGGGUUGAAUUUCCAGAAACCGUGGAAGUUUGAGGGGUCUAUGUUUCUUUUUUUUUUUCUCUCUCUUGGUCUUGUGCAAUCUUGGCAAAUUUCGCGCAAAAUUUCCUGGAAAUUUAUCGUGACAAGAUUUGUGUGUGACCUUUUUGACAAAAUAUUUUUAGACGUUUCGGUUGCGAAACUUGGGAGAUGCUGGGACGUGUGCUCAAGCGACAUGACCGCCUGCGACCAACAAUCCAACGUUAGCUCUAAAAACGCGCUUUUUUUACAUUUUCGAUUGAAAAGACUUCUAAUUUAGUGCCUCGACUUCUUUUGGUGCAGGUUAACAUUUUUUUCUUGCGAUUAGGGAUUGAAUCUUCUAGCAUUUUCUUCGCCGCAUACACGAAGAAAUAUCUUCGGUAUCGUCCCUGAUUAUUAUAAUAUUUUUUUUGGACAGAAGCUUGUUGCUGCUAUAGCCAGCGUUACCGAGCUGUUCUUUUUUUUUUUUGUCGAGGUGUACGAAGAGAAUCAAACUUCGGGUAUAUUGGGGAUUUUUCGUUGGAAUGAGUGCCACGAGUUAUGGCCGGAAUGCGGCAGAUCAGUGGGCGGAGAAAUCGUAUUUUUUUUCCUGAGAGAACUGAAACAGGAACAACAUUACGCUGUACUGUUCGUGUGUGGGGGGAAGAGAAAUGAGUGUGUGAUGUGUUUCUUGUCUUGAGAAGCCGUCUGAUUUUUUCUUCCGCCCACAUCUGUUAACUUUUUUUUUUUCUGGUGCGCGAUGAAGAAACAGAGCGAGUCCGCAAUGGAUUCUUUACGAGAA